Lathyrus sativus (Indian pea) is the source of this 207-nucleotide messenger RNA. NCBI's taxonomy places the organism in Eukaryota, Viridiplantae, Streptophyta, Magnoliopsida, Fabales, Fabaceae. The record is from the annotation of a GenBank genome assembly.
AUGAUAAAACUCAAUAAUCUCUUUAAGACCCGAGUUUGCACCAUUGAAUUCAGACAUAAACUCACCAACACUCAGCGCCACCACCUGCAAUUCGAACGGCACUUUCUUGAAAAGACACUGAUUCCUUCCAUUCCAUAUCCUCCACAGAGCUAUACACAUGUUUUCAGGCCUAUCAGAUCAGUCAUGAAUACAGUGAUUCUCAGGUAG